AUGGACGGUAUUGAUCAUAUAGAGCUCAUAACACGACUUCAGGCUCAACUGGAACAGCAGACCCAGAUGAUUCGUCAGCAACAGGAGGCACAUCAGAAACUCGUUGCAGAAAUUGCCCAACUUAAAGAAAGACGACCGGAGACGACAGAAGACAAUAGCCACACUGGCAAUCACAAUCAUGGCCACCACAACGGCCGAAAUAAUCACCACCAUGAUGAUAGCGGUCCUCCUCCACGAUCACCUGAAUUGCUACCAUUCACUGAAGAGAUUAUGCAAGCCAUAAUGCCCGACCGACCACCCCCUCAAAUUGAAAAUUUUGACGGAACAACAGAUCCAGAACACCAUCUCCGAAAUUUCAUCGACUCCAUGGCUUUCUACUCCAACAGCGAUCCGGUCAAAUGCAGGGCCUUCUCCCUAUCUCUCAAAGACGAAGCCCUAGAAUGGUAUUAUACUCUUCCUCCAAACUCUGUCGACAAUUUUCACACUGUCACCACACUUUUCAAGAGACAAUUCUCUGCCAACCGGAGGGAAAGGGUGUCCGCUACCGAACUCGUCAAUCUCAAACAAGGGAGAGAUGAACCGCUGAGGACAUUCAUGCGUAGAUACUCGGAGACCGCCAGGAGAGUGAAAGGCGUCUCCCAUGAGUUCAUUAUCAGCAACCUUCCCAACUGCCUCAAGCCAGGGUUUGUCUCGGAAAAUUUAUAUGCCAAAUUGCCGAAAACUAUGGAAGAACCACAAGAAAAUAUGACCAAAUUCAUCAAAAUGGAGGACCAACGACAGUACUGGAAGAAGAUCGAAGCUCCGGUCACAGAUGCUAAACGUGAUGAUAGACGAACAGGUGACAGGGGUCGUAAUCAAAGGCCCUUUCGAAGAGAACUAAAAGCCCCGCUCGGUCCUCGAUACGACCACUAUACACACCUUACUGCUCCAAGGGAAAAGGUGUUCGACAAAGCCUUCCAAGCCAACCUAAUCACCAUUCACAGAAGGCGUACGCCUAGAGAUGCGGACGCGUCCAAGAUAUGUCGGUUUCAUGAUAACCAAGGACAUUCCACUGAAGGCUGCCAAGAACUUAAAGAUGAGAUAGAAAGAUUAGUCCGUGCGGGGUACCUGCAAGAAUUUGUUAAAGCAGAGACAAGCCAACGGGGAUGUUCCCCCCUACGGGGACGCUUCCCCAGAAAAUUCAAGAGAAGUCCCGAGCCUUCGCGCCGAAAACCCGAACGCCCUCGUGAACGUUCGAGAAGCAGAUCCAGAAAGCGAGACACGACCCCAAAGGGCCAUAUUGACACCAUCUCAGGAGGUUUUGCCGGGGGAGGAGCCUCAUCUUCGGCUCGCAAGAGACACUUGCGGAACUUACGUAGCGUCCACACAAUAGCUCGGAACCCUUUGUCAAUGUCGGACAUCACCUUUACCGACAGGGAUUUUCACGCCCCGGACCCGGAACAAGAUGAUCCUAUGGUCAUUACGGCCCGAAUUGCGGAGUAUGAUGUGAGCAAAGUCCUAAUCGACCAAGGAAGUUCUGUCAAUAUUCUAUAUUGGACAACAUUCCAGAAGAUGGCCCUGGCAGAGGAGGCCAUAACACCCUUUCAUGAGCAGAUUGUCGGUUUUGCAGGAGAACGCGUUGACACCCGGGGAUACCUCGACCUGAGGACCCGCCUAGGUACCGGUGACCAAUCCAAAAAAAUCUGUGUGCGCUUCUUGUUAGUGGAAGCCAAUACUUCAUACAAUGCUAUUCUCGGACGUCCAUGCCUGAACGCCUUCGGAGCGAUUGUAUCAACUCCUCAUUUGGCGAUGAAGUUCCCGUCCGGAAAAGGUGAAAUAUGCACCGUUCGAGUCAGAAAACCGCUCGGCAAUGUUACACAGCCUCCUUAA
Molecule: messenger RNA, 1869 nt
Organism: Vigna radiata var. radiata (mung bean)
Lineage: Eukaryota; Viridiplantae; Streptophyta; Magnoliopsida; Fabales; Fabaceae
Exons: 1
Coding region: 1-1869 (622 amino acids)
Source: RefSeq, a predicted model, not a curated record